Molecule: messenger RNA, 2006 nt
Organism: Effrenium voratum
Lineage: Eukaryota; Dinophyceae; Suessiales; Symbiodiniaceae
Source: the annotation of a GenBank genome assembly
AGCCAUUUUGGCCAGGAGUGCGGCAAAUAAAAAGCUUGAACGUUUGACGUCAUGAGCUUCCGUGCCUGGCCGACCACAGGCUCCAAGGCCAGUCAGCCGGUGAUGUGUCAGCCGGUUCAAUGGCGCCAGAGCGAGACCUGUCAGCCCUACAACGUCAUGGAUGUGCACGAGGUGACCGCCGCGGUGGAGUCCCUGUACCUGGAUGAGCUGAAGCCUUACGGCCGGAUCUUGCGGAAACGCCUCGCAGAGCGCGCCUCGCAGGUGGGGUUGGCGAACAUGGACGUGGACAUCAAGCGGUUGAAGGGGGUCUGCGACACUUGCCCCUGGAUCUACGUGCAGGCCGAGGAGGGUGGGGAUUGGUCUGCCCUCCUGUGCGGCCGCAGCUUGAACUUCGUGGACGUCUACAGCCCGCAGGACUUCUAUCCCCAGAAGCUGUGGCAAGCCGCGGAAGCCUACUUCGAGAGCCUCGAUGACGCCCACAUGGUCCUCCCCGGCGGCAGGUACAGCUGCGCCCAAGCCCUGGUGAGCCGCGGCUUGGACUUCCUGAACGGCCGUACCUUGGGCCAGGUGUGUCACAUCGUGCAGCUGGCCAUCAGCCAGAAGAAGCUGCUGGGCUACCUCAACGGCGCGGUGGUGCCCUACAAGCGCUCCCAGUCCAUGAUCAAGGAGCGCUGUGCCGAGAAGCAGCGGCCCUGCACCAACACGGCGAGGAACACCAGCUCCGACCUCGCGAACUGGGAGAAGGUGAAGGAGGGCCUCAAGGAGAUCUUGGCGAGCUGCGGCUCCUCUACCAUCCCCUUGUCCAACGUGAAGCGCCUCUUCCGGUCCCGCUACCACACGGAACUCUCGGAGACGGCCCUGGGACACUCCAAGCUCUCGGAGCUGCUGCAGGACAUACGCCUCAAGGACGUGUGCCACGUGCGGCUCCAGGGCCACGGCUAUGUGGUUGGUCCGGCGAAUCAGUGCAAGGCGAACCAGCAGUACCAGCCGCUCCCGCAGCAGCCCUUGAUGCAGGUUCCGGUGGCCCCGGCACCCAAGUGCCAUCCUCACUUGCCCCAUGUGCACUCGGCACCCCAUGCCCACCUGGCUCACCCGGCCCACGGCCAUCCUCAUGCGCAUGCGCAUGCGCAUCAUGCGCAACACGCGCAUCAUGCGCAUCACAUGACUCAUCCCUCACACGGCGCCCCGGCAGUUGGCACCCAACCCAUUUCCGCUGCAGCAGCGGGGGCUGCCGUGGUCACCGCAGCUGUGGCGGCGGCUUGCGGUCGCUCGGAGUUCCCUGCUAUGCAGUUCGACGCCAACGACCGGCCCUCGCUGCGUGACCGCGCGCGCUUCGUUCAGCCUUUGUCCAUGGAGGACGUGGAGACGACGGAGGCCCGGAGCGCGCGCAAGAGCCGCUGGGAGCCGGCGAGCUGCCAGCUGGGCCUGGCGGAUGAGAUGAACCUUCCCGGCGUGGUGCCCAGUACGCCACAAGUGCCGCUGAUGCCGCCCACGCCCGACACCCCCGGAUUCCCCAAGUGGCCGAUGCUGACCCCCAACCGCAUGGAUGGUAUGGGCUUGAGCGUGCAGAACACGUUCAUCAACUACAACCUGCCGCCUCCUACGCCCUGCCAACCCGGCGGCCGAUCCCACUCCGUGCCGCGCAACACGCGGCUCACCGAAGACUCCCCGAACAAGACCAGCGAGUCUACGGCGCAACAUCCCGCCAAUCGCCUGAUGUCCAAAGCGGCUGCAGCAGCAGACGUGAAAGGACUGCAGGGGUAUCCUCAGAGCUAUGCGAGUGGAUCCCAAUCGGCCGGAUCCCAAUGGGUGGUGCGUUUGGCCGACCUCCUGUGAUGUGCAUCUUCGAAGACCAUAGCUUCGACAUCGAAGCUAUCUUUGGCUCCGUCGCAGAUGUCGCUGACCUGACGAAAUGUCGACAUGAACUGAGCGCCCACAGCCUUUGGCUAGUUUCUCUUAUGUUGCACCCCCGGGCGGAAAUCCGGACAUCCGAAACCAUUGUCCGC